AUGGAUAGAGCUUUGAUGGCUCUUUCUCUUGAUGAGGAAGAGGAAGCUCCUUUUGUUAUGCCGGAUCUCCCAGGAUUCAGUUCUGCAGAAGAUAACGUUUUAAGUAUCAUGGGAAGAGCGUUGAAUCCAGAGUGUCAGAAAAUGUCUGGGCUCAUUCUAACGAUGUCUAGAAAAUGGCAAAAGGAGGGAAGAGUUAGAGGUGUAGCUCUGUCGAAAGAGAGAUUUCAAUUCAUUUUCCAGUCAGAGCAUGAUCUUUUGGAUGUGUUGGAUAAGGGCAUCCAGACUUAUAAUGAGUGGGCUCUAGUUUUGGAAAGAUGGGUUGAGAACCCCCCAGAAGACUAUCUUCAAUACGUUCCUAUAUGGGUUCAGAUUGGCCAGAUUCCAGUGAACUAUUACACGAGGGAGGCUUUAACAGCGUUGGGGGAUCUGGUUGGGAAGACGAAAGUGGUUGCUUUUGAUCCUUCAAAACCAAUUACUCAAGACUUUGUGAGAGUUCAGGUACUUUUUGAUGUAUCCAAGCCACUUAAAACUCACAGAGUGCUGGAUCUUGGUGGAGGAAGGACUACUACUAUUCGUUUUCACUAUGAGAAGGUGCAAAAACGGUGUUUCACCUGUCAGCAAUUAAAUCAUGAGCAACAGAUUUGUCCUUUGAAGUUUAGACAGAGGCAGGAAGAAGCGGCUUUAAGAAGAGAAAGAAGGCAAGAAGUACUGCACCAAAGAAAGCCAGUCUUGGAUAAAGAUGAUCCUUUAUUUGGUGUGCUGAAUGAGUCGCAAGUAGGGAUUGAUCCACUCACAGGAAGGCCAAAAAUUGUUAAAGAAGUUCUAGAUGAGAUGAGAAGAUACCUUUUGGCUGAGGUGGGAGAAGAUAUAUUGGUGAAAGUGGAUCGUGUUCAGAAAACUGUUGAGGAAGCAGAAAAGGAUCCUGUGGCGCAGCGAACCAUCUUAAGGCUUGAACCGGUUCCUGUUCUAUCCUAUGAUCUGGAUAAGGGCAAAGGACGAGUUUUUGAUUAUGGAGAAAAAGAAGAGGCAUAA
Messenger RNA from Brassica oleracea var. oleracea, 1032 nucleotides. RefSeq lists its product as uncharacterized. The coding region runs from base 1 to 1032 and encodes 343 amino acids. Lineage: Eukaryota; Viridiplantae; Streptophyta; Magnoliopsida; Brassicales; Brassicaceae. The transcript has a single exon. The record is from RefSeq and is a predicted model, not a curated record.